AUGGGCGUCUUGGAUCUCGUGGCUGAAGUUUCUGCUGGACGGGAAACUGAGGUGGCCUUACGAUGCCUCCUUCGAGCUUCAAUCAAUGACGAGCAGCGUGCACUCAUGUACAAAAUCAACGGAGUACAGAGACUUAUCACUCUGCUGAAAGGCGAUCUGUCGUAUUUCGCUCAAUUGUACGUGUUGCAGUGUCUGAAGUGGUCUAUGGUCGCAGACUCCAUGCUGACUACUCCUGAAUUCGAAGAAAUUCGCAAGAGCGUCCGCGAAGCUUCUAAGAGCGAGCUGGCGUUGGUGGUAGCUGACUUGAAAACUGGAAGCGACCAAGAAAAAGAGAAAGCGGUUGCUCUGUGUGGGUGUAUCGCUACCAGAGGUGACACCGAUAGUCUCUUCGAAGUUGGAGUGGUGCAGCCUCUGGUCACACUGCUUAGAGGAAAUGACGAGCAGAAAUUGUGGGCUGCCGAAGCGUUGGGCAACCUCACUACUGGAAGCGACGCGAUUCGAGCUCAGAUUAUGCAGGGAGAAGCAAUUCCAUCACUUGUGGCGCUUGUCCUAGUCGGAACCGAAGAUCAGAAGCAUCGAGCAGCGUAUGCGUUGGGAAACCUGGCUCUGAGCAAGGACGCUAAUGAGCUGAUUGUAAGGAGGGGCGUCAUCGGCCCUCUGGUUGGCCUUGUGCACACUGGGUCAAUCGAACAAAGGGAUAGCGCAGCGUGUGCGUUGAUGACCAUCGCCAACACUAACGACGCACUUCGAGCUGAUAUUGAACGGGAUGGAGACGUGUCUCUAUUCGUCGCCCUACUACGAGCUGGGAGCGAUGAAGAGAAGAAUUAUGCAGCGUGCAAGCUUCGAGACCUGGCAGUGAAGGACGUAGCUCGAGUUCAGAUCGUGCGUGGAGGAGGCAUCGCCCUGCUUGUUGUGUUAGUGGAAUCUGGGACCAAAGAGCAGAAGCAAAGUGCAGAUCCAGGACGGAUCCUUCCCACCAUCUCGAUGAGGGUUGGUUUGAACCUUGUUCGGCCACAAGGCCAGUAA
Molecule: messenger RNA, 1026 nt
Organism: Phytophthora sojae
Lineage: Eukaryota; Oomycota; Peronosporomycetes; Peronosporales; Peronosporaceae
Exons: 2
Coding region: 1-1026 (341 amino acids)
Molecular function (GO): protein binding
Source: RefSeq, a predicted model, not a curated record